Molecule: messenger RNA, 696 nt
Organism: Vidua chalybeata
Lineage: Eukaryota; Metazoa; Chordata; Aves; Passeriformes; Viduidae
Product: glutamate receptor ionotropic, kainate 5-like
Exons: 5
Biological process (GO): synaptic transmission, glutamatergic; modulation of chemical synaptic transmission
Cellular component (GO): postsynaptic membrane; plasma membrane; kainate selective glutamate receptor complex
Molecular function (GO): kainate selective glutamate receptor activity; transmitter-gated monoatomic ion channel activity involved in regulation of postsynaptic membrane potential
Source: RefSeq, a predicted model, not a curated record
CGGCCUUGUCUCCCCCCGCAGCUGUCGGCGGCGCUGCUCUUCGACGCCGUGCACGUGGUGGUGGGCGCCGUGCGGGAGCUGAACCGCAGCCAGGAGAUCGGCGGGCGGCCGCUGGCCUGCGCCGCGCCCGGCAUCUGGCCCCACGGCACCAGCCUGAUGAACUACCUGCGCAUGGUGGAGUACGACGGGCUGACGGGGCGCGUGGAGUUCAACAGCAAAGGGCAGAGAACCAACUACAGCCUGCGCGUGCUGGAGAAGGGCCGGGACGGACACCGCGAGGUGGGGGUGUGGUUCUCCAACCGGACGCUGGCCAUGGACGAGGCCACGCUGGCCCUCAACGCCUCGGACAGCCUGGCCAACAAGACCCUCAUCAUCACCACCAUACUGGAGAACCCGUACGUGAUGCGGGUGGGCGGCGCGGGCGGCCCCGAGCGCUACGAGGGGUUUUGCGUGGACAUGCUGCGGGAGCUGGCGGCGCUGCUCAAGUUCCGCUUCCACAUCAAGCUGGUGGAGGACGGGCUCUACGGGGCCCCCGAGCCCAACGGCUCCUGGACCGGCAUGGUGGGCGAGCUCAUCAACCGGAAAGCCGACCUGGCCGUGGCCGCGUUCACCAUCACGGCCGAGCGGGAGAAGGUGAUCGACUUCUCCAAGCCCUUCAUGACGCUGGGGAUCAGCAUCCUGUACCGCGUGCACAUG